AUGAACACAACACGUGCGCUCGACGACUCAACCCUCCAUCUGCCACGGAUACUAUGUCUUCACGGUGGUGGUACCAACGCGCGAAUUUUCCGGGCUCAAUGCCGAGGACUUAUUGCUCAACUGAAGUCGGAAUAUCGUCUUGUAUUCGCCCAAGCACCGUUUCCGUCGCAGGCUGGAUCAGACGUUCUAUCAGUUUACAGUCAGUGGGGUCCUUUCCGGCGCUGGCUUCGAUGGCGACCAGAGCAUCCAGUAAUCCCACCAGAAGAUGUGGUCCAAGGGAUUGAUACGUGGCUGGAAAAAACAAUGCGUCAUGACGAUCUCGCUGGAGCUACUGGCGAGUGGAUUGCCCUCUUGGGCUUCAGUCAGGGCGCCAAAGUCUCUGCCAGCCUCCUCUACCGACAACAAAGCUGGGAAGAGUUCUUCGGCACCCGCCCGGCGGGGAUCAACUUUCGUUUCGGGAUUCUCCUGGCGGGGCAGGCACCUUUCAUAUCAAUGGACCCCGACUUGACAUUGAAGCCGCCACUACCGGACGCCUCGAAAAUCACCGACCUCGGACACUGUGAGCGAGAAUUAUUUUACGGCAAGGGUCAUAUAUUGCGAAUUCCUACGCUCCAUGUCCAUGGAUUGCGUGAUAAGGGACUGGAUCAUCACCGUAAACUGUUUGAGGAUUUUUGUACUCCACAAAGCCGGAGAUUGAUAGAAUGGGAUGGGGAUCAUCGGGUACCUCUCAAGAUAAAGGAUGUAUCACUUGUCGUGCAUCAGAUCCGCGAGCUUUCAAAGGAGACGGGCGUUGCUUAG
Molecule: messenger RNA, 798 nt
Organism: Penicillium cataractarum
Lineage: Eukaryota; Fungi; Ascomycota; Eurotiomycetes; Eurotiales; Aspergillaceae
Exons: 1
Coding region: 1-798 (265 amino acids)
Biological process (GO): secondary metabolite biosynthetic process
Cellular component (GO): nucleus; cytoplasm
Source: RefSeq, a predicted model, not a curated record